This is a messenger RNA of Tachysurus fulvidraco (yellow catfish), 3992 nucleotides long. It is a transcript of the gene casr, whose product is annotated as calcium-sensing receptor. The transcript has 8 exons. The record is from RefSeq and is a predicted model, not a curated record. Gene Ontology annotation, molecular function: G protein-coupled receptor activity; calcium ion binding. Gene Ontology annotation, cellular component: membrane. NCBI's taxonomy places the organism in Eukaryota, Metazoa, Chordata, Actinopteri, Siluriformes, Bagridae. Gene Ontology annotation, biological process: regulation of calcium ion transport; G protein-coupled receptor signaling pathway; intracellular calcium ion homeostasis. Bases 757 to 3582 code for a protein of 941 amino acids.
UGGUUAAUGUACCACUAACACACAAAGAGCGAGAUGCACUCAUCCAACCCGCUCACAACGAAUUCAACAACACAAUAGAAAUUUGUGUCUGAGUUGAGAUGAUCACAGAGAGAAACAUGCUGCUGAGAUGAUUCUUCACACUGAUUGUUCUUCCUAACAAGUUCUCAGAAUCGAUCUGUUCACUUUUUGUCUGUUCAUAUUUGAUGGAUGUUUGAGAAGGGAAUUGACCGGGGCUUUGCAGUGGAAUCGCUCGACCCUGCUGCUGCAUAUUUCCAGGGUUAAUUAGCGUGAUGUUGGAGUGUUAUUGCGGUGCAGUUAGAUGAAGGAAGGCUGCUGUGACCCACGGCGUCGUACUCAGCACUCGCAGUCAGGAGGAAUACACCGCUUUAGAUUAACCCUCACUGUUCUGAAAUUCCUGCGUCUUAUUACUUCAUGGAACGUUCUGUAUUUAAAGCAUCACACAGAACACACACUACAUCAGAGAUGAAGAUGAGACUGACUGAAGACAGGACAAAGAGAUCCAUCGCUCCUCAGAUAGACCCCUGGUGAAAGAAAAAAAACACAACAAACAUCACAUCUUGUACCUUAUUAGAUAAUGUCUAGGUUCUUAGGUUUCCUGAAUUUCUACUGAGAGAAAAACCUUUCUGUUUAUUUACCAGAAAACUUUGAAUAAAAACUUGGUUUCCAGAGAGUCCUGGGAAUUGAACUGUGGACCCCUUCCUUCUAUGGCCUAGAAACCUUCAAAACACUGAGACGAUGAGGUUGUAUUUAGGAGUCCACUUGGUGCUGUUGGCUUGGUGCUGUGGAGUUUUAUCGUACGGUCCUCGUCAGAGAGCUCAGAAGACCGGGGACAUUCUGCUGGGGGGUUUGUUCCCGAUACACUUCAGAGUAGCUUCCAAUGACCAGGACUUGGCUGCUAAACCAGAAUCCACCGAAUGUGUGAGGUAUAACUUCCGUGGAUUUCGUUGGCUCCAGGCCAUGAUUUUUGCCAUUGAGGAAAUCAACAACAGUUCUACACUUUUACCCAACAUCACUCUGGGGUACAGUAUAUUCGAUACCUGUAACACUGUCUCCAAAGCCCUGGAGGCCUCACUGAGCUUUGUGGCUCAGAAUAAGAUUGACUCGUUGAACUUGGAUGGGUUUUGUAACUGCACUGGGAACAUCCCGUCAACCAUCGCCGUGGUCGGGGCGUCCGGAUCGGCGGUGUCUACAGCUGUGGCUGAUCUUGUCGGUCUCUUCUACAUCCCACAGAUCAGCUAUGCUUCUUCAAGUCGCCUUCUGAGCAAUAAGAACCAAUACAAGUCUUUCAUGAGGACUAUUCCGACUGACGAGUACCAGGCCAUCGCCAUGGCAGCCAUCAUCGAUCACUUUCAGUGGAAUUGGGUCAUCGCCAUCGCAUCGGACGACGAAUACGGCCGUCCUGGUAUAGAGAAAUUCGAGAACGAGAUGUUUGAGAGGGACAUCUGCAUCGACCUCAAUGUGCUGAUCUCUCAGUACCUGGAAGAAGCCGAGAUUAUCCGCAUUGCGGACCAGAUCCAGAACUCCACUGCUAAAGUUAUCGUCGUGUUUGCUAGCGGGCCUGAUGUUGAGCCUCUGGUUAAGGAGAUGGUGAGGCGUAACAUCACAGACCGUGUGUGGUUAGCGAGCGAAGCGUGGGCUCUGUCGAGCCUCGUGGCCAAACCAGAGUACCUGGAUGUCAUGGGUGGGACGAUCGGCUUCGCGCUGCAAGCAGGACAGAUCCCCGGAUUCAAGAAAUUCCUGCAGCAGGUACAUCCGAAAAAAUCCCUACAUAAUGAGUUUGUGCGAGAGUUUUGGGAAGAGACCUUCAACUGUUACUUGGUGGACAGCGUGAGAAAGGAGGACAGCGAGAAUGGCAGCGCAGGCUUCAGGCCGCUUUGCUCGGGCGAGGAGGACAUCACGAGUGUUGAGACACCGUACCUGGACUACACCCACCUGAGAAUCUCCUAUAACGUCUACGUAGCGGUUUACGCCAUAGCCGAAGCGCUGCAGGACAUUCUCACUUGUAUGCCUGGGACAGGACUCUUCGCUAAUGGAUCCUGUGCUGAUAUUCGAAAAGUGGAGGCGUGGCAGGUAUUAAAGCAGUUGAGGCAUCUGAAGUUCCAGAACAGUCUGGGCGAGAGAGUUCGCUUUGACGAGAGCAGCGAACUUGCUGCCAACUACACUAUCAUGAACUGGCACCGUUCACCUGCAGACGGCUCAGUGGUGUUCAGGGAGGUCGGCUACUACAGCGUCAGCGGCAAGAAGGGAGCCAAACUCUCCAUAGACAAAACAAAAAUACUGUGGAAUGGAUAUUUGACUGAGGUACCGUUUUCGAACUGUAGUGAGGAGUGUGAGCCUGGCACCAGGAAGGGCAUCAUCGAGGGCAAACCCACCUGCUGCUUCGAGUGUACCGAGUGCUCUGAUGGAGAGUAUAGUGAACAUAAAGAUGCCAGUGUUUGUACCAAAUGUCCCAGCAAUUCUUGGUCCAACGGGAACCACACUUCCUGUUUCCUAAAGGAGAUCGAGUUUCUGGCAUGGUCGGAACCUUUUGGGAUCGCUCUGUCCCUGCUCGCCGUACUUGGCGUUCUCCUGACGUCCUUCGUGAUAGGCGUGUUUGUGCGAUUUCGGAACACACCCAUAGUCAAGGCUUCCAACAGAGAGCUGUCCUACCUGCUGCUUUUCUCAUUGAUCUGCUGUUUCUCCAGUUCGCUCGUGUUCAUCGGUGAACCUCAGGACUGGACGUGUCGUCUGCGUCAGCCUGCGUUCGGAAUCAGCUUUGUCUUGUGCAUUUCCUGCAUCCUGGUGAAGACCAACCGGGUUCUUCUGGUGUUCGAAGCCAAGAUUCCCACCAGCCUCCAUCGAAAAUGGUGGGGUCUGAACCUGCAGUUUCUUUUGGUCUUUCUGUUCACCUUUGUGCAGGUGAUGAUCUGCGUGGUGUGGCUGUACAACGCUCCGCCGGCGAGUUUCAGAAACUAUGACAUCGAUGAGAUCAUCUUUAUAACCUGCAAUGAAGGCUCCAUGAUGGCUCUCGGCUUCCUGUUCGGCUAUACCUGCCUCCUGGCAGCAGUCUGCUUCUUCUUUGCCUUCAAGUCUCGGAAGCUGCCAGAGAACUUCACGGAGGCCAAGUUCAUCACCUUUAGCAUGCUCAUCUUCUUUAUCGUCUGGAUCUCCUUCGUCCCCACCUACUUCAGCACUUACGGGAAGUUCGUCUCUGCUGUGGAAGUCAUCGCCAUCCUCGCAUCCAGCUUCAGCUUGCUCGCAUGCAUUUUCUUCAAUAAGGUCUACAUCAUCUUGUUCAAGCCUUCCAGAAACACCAUUGAGGAAGUUCGAUCCAGCACGGCGGCUCACGCCUUCAAAGCGGCCGCCAAAGCCACGCUGAGGCAAAGCUCCGCCUUCAGGAAGAGGUCCAACAGCGUGGGCGGGUCCUCUGCUUCCUCACCGUCCUCGUCCUUCUGCAUGAAGACGAAUGAGAAUGAAGCAGCCACACCCACCGGGCAGAGGCGGAGCCAGAGGCCCAGGGUGAGCUUCGAGAGCGGGACAAUGAAUCUGUCGCUCACUUUCGAGGAGGCAAGAAAAAACUAAACUUAAAUCAUGAAUCAUCAUCAUCAUGAACUAACUACAACCAGUAGCUGUUUUAUCAAGUUGAUUUACACUGCAGAUCACAUUAUAUACAGUGUACAGUUAGCAACUAUCUCAUGUUGGAUGGCAUAAAGUAUUGGCACACUAUCUGCAUACUGAACAGAUACUAUUUGGGUGGAGGUUUAUUACGUGUUCUUUAGAAGUGACAUUUGGAAAAUUAUGAUUUGCAUGAAGCUUAAAAUGGAAUGUGGCGUGAUCCUGGACUUGUUCACUCACAGUCAAUGCAAAUGCUUAUAGUUUUGUUUCGGAUCUGCAUUUAAUACUAUUAACUGCAUUGUUGUGGUGUAACAGACAAAAGAAAAAGCGUUUAAAUGUGUGUGUAACAAUUUCUAUAAAGCCUGUAGUUACUGUAA